This is a messenger RNA of Peronospora farinosa, 735 nucleotides long. NCBI's taxonomy places the organism in Eukaryota, Oomycota, Peronosporomycetes, Peronosporales, Peronosporaceae. The record is from the annotation of a GenBank genome assembly.
AUGUUCCAGACCAAUACCGAGUAUGAUCGCGGUGUGAACACGUUCUCGCCUGAGGGGCGUCUUUUUCAAGUGGAGUACGCUAUUGAAGCCAUUAAGAUGGGUACUACAGCUAUCGGCAUUCGUACUAAGGAAGGCGUCGUGCUCGCCGUGGAGAAACGAUUGACGUCACCAUUACUGGAGCCUGGCAGCAUUGAAAAGAUUAUGGAAGUUGACCGUCACGUCGGUGCCGCCAUGAGUGGCAUCACUGCCGAUGCACAGACGUUGAUUGACCACGCAAGAGUUGAGGCCACUAAUCACUGGUUCUCAUACAAUGAGCCUGUACGUGUGCAGGCUUUAACGCAGUCUAUCUGUGACUUGGCAUUGAGCUUUGGUGAGGGCUCGGACGAAAACAACCAUAAGCAGAAGAUGAGUCGUCCAUUCGGCGUGGCAUUGCUGCUUGCUGGUGUGGAUGAGACUGGCCCGCAGCUCUUUUUCUCAGAGCCAUCAGGCACGUACUGGCCCGUGAAGGCUCAUGCUAUCGGUUCUGGAUCGGAAGGUGCUCUUAACAACCUGAAGGAUGGCUACACGGACGAGCUAACGUUGCAAGAGGCCGAGAACCUCGCUAUUGGUGCUCUCAAGCAGCACAUGGAAGAGAAACUAACAAGCAUUAACGUCGAACUAGCCAUUGUUACGCGCGAAAAGGGCUUCCACGUCUGCACUACUGAAGAACUAGAGGUCGUGAUCGGUCGCCUGUAG